AUGAUGUCCACCCCGUCAUCCUCGGCACGACGACCUCCACAGUCACCACAGGUCACUGCGGAAGUUCUUAAGUUCCGGUGUCUCUACACGCAUGAUUUGCGCCGCAAAGCGAAACGAUGGCACGAUGGCAACCUUCGAUACCAUAAGCACAACAAACGUGUGAUGGUAUAUGAUGAUCAGGGAAACUUUGUUGGUGAUCAUCACUGGCGAUCUUCCGACGAGGUUCAAGAUGGUGACGAAAUGGAGCUGGACAAAGGUGUGCUCAUUGAAGUGUGCGAGAAUGUGGGGACGACAGAGACGGACAUCACCAACCUAUACGAAAAGAAAAGGUCCAGUCAGGGCUCACCCCAGAACAGGGAAUUGGGGUCUCAAGUUGUCCGCCCUUCCACUGCUACAUCAACGCCUCGUUAUGGUGGUUCAUCCCAGUCAUUCCGCUCGCUCAACGAUUUGCUCGGUAUUAAAAAAACCCCUGACAAUCCGUUGGCUUCUCCAUAUGAGCAGAGAAACUCCGCGCAAGCUAUUCCGCGAACCGUGGAGCAAAGAGCACCUAAAAGACAGAAGACAUCUAUGCCAAAUCAACCGACGGAAAGCCCUCGUGCCCAAAGUCAGAUCAUUGAUUUGACCGAGCCUGCGUCGGGAGGAAACUCGACCAAAAAGGUCAAUCCUGUGGUGAAGCAGAUCACGAGAAAUAGUGAAACUCCAAUUGUUGCAGCUUCAGCAAGUCAUCAGCAACGGCCGGCCCUAUCUAAACCAGCACACCCAAAAAGACCCAAUCCUCCUGUGUCCACUCAGCACUCGAUACCAGCGUCUUCUGAGGUGAAUUCUAGUCCAACUUUACCAGAAAAUGGGCCUCGCCCCGCAACCAGACUAGUUCCACCCCGAAGGCCGCUUAACAGUGCAUCUACACCUGCUCCACCUACGCACACACGGGGACCACCAGAAGCAUUGCCAACCCCCAGUUCCACAACACCGUCAAGAAAAGAGCCCAGCGAGUCCAUAGUGACUACGCGGGUAGGUGAGCAACCACAUGGUUGUGAGAGUGGGCCGCAGAAUGCACCACGCAAUCCGCCUAGGCCACAGAGGCCUGUACCUCCACUUUCGAGGAGCUCUAUUCCAGCCACGUCAAAUGUUUCCGUCACCGGAUCUAUUUCAGAUGGAGCAAUGCCGGCUGAAGCGUCUCGCCCCCAAGAGGCCUUGUCUUCGAAUCAACCAGCUGUGGGCUGUGAGAACCAAGCGCAAGACGCACAGCCGCCUACACAACCCCAAAGACGCCCUCCGGUACCCAUCUCAUCCCUCACUACUUCGGAUACUUCUGCUUCUCGGCCCCUUUCUAGGAGACCAAGCCCAGCGGUCUCCAACAGUGCUCAGCCUACUGAAAAUGUGCCAAGCAACAUGCCACCCCCGUCGCGUUCAUUGUCGGCAAGAUCAUCUGAAACACCUUCAGGAACUCUUCGAAUGGGCACUGGAAAGCCACGCAGGAAGCUCAUGUAUAGUGCAUUAUUACCUGGUGCUUCGCGGGCCCCCUUGGAAAAGACGCCCAGCUCACUUCCGGCUAGCAAGGAAAAGGAACCUAUCGCAGAACCAAAAGAAUCAGAGUUAGUAUUUACCUGCUAUUUGAGUUCCAAUGACGAGUUCAUGCCUUCGAGCUCGACACAAUUCAUCUUCGACCAGAUGCUUGAUGGAUCAGGGGUAAAGCCUUCAUCUAAUGCUCUGAACGGUAGAAGAUCUGUUGAUUCACCGUUGCGCAAGUCACUGUCGGACCCAACCACCUUGGUAGGUGGUCAACACCGGACCAAGACUUCAGUCAACGUGCAGCCCAUUAUUGAAGAGCCCAAGGAACAAGGCCCCUGGACAUCUGAGGCAUUAGAUCUAUUCGACUUUUGGCCCGCUGGACGACCAAAGCCGACUGAACGAAACGAAGACCCCUGA
Molecule: messenger RNA, 1929 nt
Organism: Penicillium salamii
Lineage: Eukaryota; Fungi; Ascomycota; Eurotiomycetes; Eurotiales; Aspergillaceae
Source: the annotation of a GenBank genome assembly